GUGACUGUUACUGUACCUGGUAUCAUGUGCGUGUUAUUGGCAUUAAUACUACACUGUAUCAUACUGUCGACAGUUUUGUUUAGAUGUUUACACUCUUGCGCUAUUUUAAGGUAUGGCGUCUGAAAUGUCCUACGAAGGGAGAUGUGCUACAGACGUGUGCACAGCCUUCCAUAGACACAUGAAUUAAUCACUUAUUAUUGUGACAUGGAUUAAACGUCUGGGUUGUCCCCUAUGCUACCUUCUACAUUUCUCACAAAAAACGUCAAGAAGUGGGAGAAAAAUCAAUAAUCACUGCGUGCAUGUUAACAGAAAUCUGAAGCAGUGGAACAUGGUGGGCUAUGACCCCGGGGCUCAGGGUGCACCCCUCUCCCCAGAGGAGGCAGCCCUGGCUGGGUCAGCUGCUGGGAUGGUCACCCGAGCCCUCAUCAGCCCCCUGGACGUGCUCAAAAUAAGAUUUCAGCUUCAGAUUGAACCUCUGUCUUCACAGAGGCCGGAGGGGAAGUAUUGGGGGUUAUUUCAGGCCUCCCGCUGCAUUCAUUCAGAGGAGGGGCUCUCUGCUUUCUGGAAAGGCCACAUCCCUGCACAGCUUCUCUCCAUCUGCUUUGGGGCCGUCCAGUUUGCCAGUUUUGAGUUGCUGACUGAGGUGGUCCACGAGACGACGCCGUACGACAGCCAGACAGCGGGAGUUCACUUUGUGUGUGGCGGUUUGGCUGCCUGCUCUGCCACAGUGGUCUGCCAGCCUCUGGACACACUGCGGACACGCUUUGCAGCUCAGGGAGAGCCCAAGGUGUACAGCAGCCUGCGGCAGGCUGUGUCAACAAUGUGCCGCUCAGAGGGAGUGCUGACAUUUUACCGUGGCCUGUCUCCAACACUGGUGGCAGUGUUUCCCUACGCCGGGCUGCAGUUCUUCACCUACAACAUCUUUAAAAACCUGCUGGCUCCGCCAACCACAGCUGGAAGCUCAGGAGGAAACCUGAGGAGCUUAGUUUGUGGCAGUGGAGCGGGAAUGAUCAGCAAAGCAAUCACAUACCCCUUCGACCUCUUCAAGAAGAGACUGCAGGUGGGGGGCUUUGAGGCAGCAAGAGCUCACUUUGGACAGGUGCGGUGUUAUAGAGGCCUGCUGGACUGUGCGGUUCAAAUAGCCAAAGAGGAGGGCGUCCGAGGCUUCUUCAAAGGCCUCUCGCCCAGCCUUGUGAAAGCUGCAUUGUCAACAGGCUUCACCUUUUUUUGGUAUGAAUUCUUCCUGAAUGCCAUACAUAACGUCAAGGAGGGACGGAGAGCAAAUGGCCUCACCAAAGACCUCGGGGAAAGAUAAUGAAGGGACAAAAAAAAAAAAAAAGUAAUGAUCACGCACAUCAGAAACAGACUCUCGCCUUGUUCGUUGCUUACACUUGACAUAUUUAUCAACUGGGUCGAUGAUCGGUGGUGGUUUAUGUCGUUUACGUUUUAAAAGUUAGGGAAAACAUAACCUCAUUUUUGUAUUUGUCUCACCUUGUGUUGUAUGUUGUGAGCAUUGGUUAAAAAAAUGUAUUUCAUGUUUUAGAGUGGCUUUCAAAGGGUUACUGAUGUUUGUUUUUAAAAGAUGUGAGUCAUAACAUUUUGUGUUCAAACUGAACUUUGCACAUUUUAAGUUCUGACUUUUAUUAACAAAUCAUAACUUUUGCCAAUGUUGAUUCAUAUCUCAGUCAAUUACAUCGAAAGAGGAUUGUUCAGCAAAAUGUCCUUUUAUUGUGUGGUUGUAUGUGUGAAGACAAAGAACAUGUACAGUGUGGUAUUUAAUUUAUUAUAUACUGUGGUGCAAAAUAUCAUCCGUUUGACUAUCAGCCAAACAAACGGCUAAUUGAGAGUUCAGUUUUUCCUGCUGAGUGAAACUCUUAAGUGGCUCAGGUUGCUCCUACGUGUCUGUCCAACACUGAAACUUUAAGAUCAUUGUUUUAAAAUAAAAUAUAACUUUUUAAACACUGA
Acanthopagrus latus (yellowfin seabream) is the source of this 1965-nucleotide messenger RNA. It is a transcript of the gene slc25a19, whose product is annotated as solute carrier family 25 member 19. The record is from RefSeq and is a predicted model, not a curated record. The coding region runs from base 329 to 1315 and encodes 328 amino acids. Gene Ontology annotation, biological process: thiamine pyrophosphate transmembrane transport. Gene Ontology annotation, cellular component: mitochondrial inner membrane. Gene Ontology annotation, molecular function: thiamine transmembrane transporter activity. The transcript is spliced from 7 exons. Lineage: Eukaryota; Metazoa; Chordata; Actinopteri; Spariformes; Sparidae.